ACUCGUCAUUGACAGUAAUCCUCUUUGUGGGCUCGACGACUGAAGUUUGAAAGCGAAGAUGUCUCUUGUGACCGAAGAGAUAAAAGCCAGUGCAUCAGAGAUUUACCAUGGCGACGAGAUGUGCCAAGAGAAGUCGAAGUUUUUGCUGGAGGAAAUAGGGAUGCCGAGGGGUCUUUUGCCUUUGAAAGACAUCGAAGAAUGCGGGUACGUGAAGGACACGGGCUUCGUGUGGCUGAAACAGAAGAAGAGCAUCACCCACAAGUUUGAAAAGAUCGGGAAGCUCGUGUCCUACGCGACGGAGGUGACGGCUGUGGUCGAGAAGAACAAGAUAAAGAAGCUGACAGGGGUGAAGACGAAGGAGCUGUUGGUUUGGAUCACACUGAGUGAUAUCUACGUGGACGAUCCUCCCACUGGGAAGAUCACUUUCAAGACCCCUUCAGGGCUUUUCAGGACUUUCCCUAUAUCGGCUUUCGAGAUCGAAGGCGAAGUUGUUAAGGAGAAAAAGAAUGAAGAAAAAGAAGUGAAUAAUGCUGCUACAGCUGCUGCUGUGGAAGUGGAGGAGGUCUAGAGAGAGUGGCCACUUGUUUAUGUUUUACAUAUCUAUGAAUAUCAUUAGCAGCAAUUAAUAAUAAAGAAGAAGGAG
This is a messenger RNA of Hibiscus syriacus, 643 nucleotides long. RefSeq lists its product as uncharacterized. The coding region runs from base 59 to 568 and encodes 169 amino acids. The transcript has a single exon. The record is from RefSeq and is a predicted model, not a curated record. Lineage: Eukaryota; Viridiplantae; Streptophyta; Magnoliopsida; Malvales; Malvaceae.